Molecule: messenger RNA, 921 nt
Organism: Neohortaea acidophila
Lineage: Eukaryota; Fungi; Ascomycota; Dothideomycetes; Mycosphaerellales; Teratosphaeriaceae
Exons: 2
Coding region: 1-921 (306 amino acids)
Source: RefSeq, a predicted model, not a curated record
AUGUCGAUACAAGCCUCGACGCAAGGCCGUGUACUUUCAAUCCUCCUCUCUUUUCUCGUCUUGUCUUCUUUCCAAGUCUCCGCCAUCUGCUACUAUCCCGAUGGCACAGUCACACCCGGCGACGUGCCUUGCCUGACCGGCAACGACCCUUCCUUCUGCUGCAGCUUCGGCUACGCCUGUCUCAACAAUCAAAUCUGCAUGACCACCUCUCAUACCCCGAAUGCGACCAACACGUACGUUCGCGGAAGCUGCACCGACCCCACCUGGCGCUCCGCAAACUGCCCCAGCUUUUGCGUCAACCCUGAUCCGCCGUGGAAGGAUGACACGGCCGGUGGAGAGGGCAUGGCGCUCUGCGCUAAUACGACAAACACCUUCUACUGCGUCGACUUCAAUGAAGAUGCCGUCAAUUGCGCCGAACGGUUCAACAACGCCUACAGCCAGCUCGACAACGUCAGCCUCAUCACUCUCGAUUCAGAGCUCAUCAGCCCUUCAGACUUCGGCGCGCACGUCGACUUCAACCCCGGCGCCUGCGAAGCAGACCUCGACCCCUACACCAACCUCAAGCCCGGCACCCGCUGGUCAUGUUUCGCCGCACCAUACAGUGUCCGAAAGCGCGAUUGUACGAUCUGUCGUUGGUUCGAUUGCCGGCCUUCUGGUUAUUGGCUUGUUGGCAUUUUUCAUAUUUCACCGUCGGCGACGAGGAAGACGCCAUGCGACACCAAUGGAGAGCCAGCAGAAGACAUGGUCUCAUGUGCCAGCAGCCCAUUCGCAUUCGGAGUUGGCACAUUUGCCAGUGAAAUACACGGGUCAGGCAGCAUAUGCUACGCGGUGGCCGCCGUGGGAGCUGGAUGGGAGGCGGCCAGCUCAAGAACUACCGGCUGGAUCGCCCACGGUGUAUUGAAGACGAUGUCAUCUGUAUAG